GAGAUAUGCUACCACCCACAAACUUGCACGAGCUAGCAUUAUAUUCGCCCUGAACAAAUUAAGCUAGCAACUCCUCCGGUUUGUAAGAUCGAUCAAUGGCUAUCAUUGGUCGGAGGCAGCAGCAGGGUGUCGCGGCGGCGGCGGCGACGUUGGUGGCGUUGAUGGCGGUGGUGGUGGCGGCGGCGGCGGAAGCGCAGCCGUCGCCGGGGGUGUACCCGAGCAGGAUGUUCCGAGCGCGGGAGUUCGGGCGCGACUUCCGGAGCCUGUGGGGGGCGGAGCACCAGCAGCAGGAGGCGGCGGCGCCGGAGACGGGGGUGACGGUGUGGCUGGACCGGCGGUCGGGGAGCGGGUUCAAGUCGCGGCGGGCUUACCGGAGCGGGUACUUCGGGGCGUGGGUGCGGCUGCAGCGCGGGUACACGGCGGGGGUGAUCACCGCCUUCUACCUGUCCAACGGCGAGGCGCACCCGGGGUGGCACGACGAGGUGGACAUGGAGUUCCUCGGCACCACCCCCGGGAAGCCCUACACGCUGCAGACCAACGUCUUCUCCCUCGGCUCCGGCGACCCGCCCCGGUCCCUCGGCCGCGAGAUCAAGUUCCACCUCUGGUUCGACCCCACCGCCGACUUCCACCACUACGCCAUCCUCUGGACAUCCGACCACAUCAUCUUCUUGGUGGACGACGUGCCGAUCCGGCGGUACGGGCGGCGGAGCGCGGGGGGCGCGGCGGGGUUCCCGGCGAGGCCGAUGUGGGUAUACGGCUCCAUCUGGGACGCGUCGUCGUGGGCGACGGAGGACGGCAGGUACAGGGCGGACUACAGUUACCAGCCGUUCGUCGCGCGCUUCUCGGCCUUCCUCCUCCGGGGAUGCUCGCCGCACGCGCCCCGCACCUGCGCCGCCCCCGUCGCCGGCGACCUCACCGCCGCCCAGCUCGCCGCCAUGCGCUGGGCGCAGCGCUUCCACAUGGUCUACAACUACUGCUACGACCCCAAGCGGGAUCAUUCCCUCACCCCGGAAUGCCGCACCCACCUGCACCCAUCGUCCUCAUCCUCCAACUCCUCCUCGUCGUCGUACCACGGCUAGCUAACUACUGCUUAAUUAUCUAAUACGCCGCCAUGUAUACUCCAUCUAAUACGCUCCUCCGAUCCUCAAUUAAGCUAUCUUUGUCGUCUAAUUAAUUAUAUUGUGCCCCUGUUUGUCAAUUAAUCGUUUGUUUAUAUAUAUACUACUGCAAUGGAUGAAUGGGCAUGCUGUUUAAUUAAUGUUGAAUGGGCAUGCUGUUUAAUUAA
Molecule: messenger RNA, 1285 nt
Organism: Oryza sativa Japonica Group (Japanese rice)
Lineage: Eukaryota; Viridiplantae; Streptophyta; Magnoliopsida; Poales; Poaceae
Product: xyloglucan endotransglucosylase/hydrolase protein 31
Biological process (GO): cell wall biogenesis; xyloglucan metabolic process
Cellular component (GO): cell wall; apoplast
Molecular function (GO): xyloglucan:xyloglucosyl transferase activity; hydrolase activity, hydrolyzing O-glycosyl compounds
Source: RefSeq, a predicted model, not a curated record